AUGGCCACUCCAUCCUCUCCAUCGAAUCCGGGCCUGGACCAGCUGGUUACCGUCAAGGUUCUCUAUAACGACAGUAACCGUCGCUUCAAACUCCCGCUGAAGGAGCUCAAGGCUCAGGUGUUCCCUCAAACGCUCCGAACCCUCCUCGGCGUUCCGGCGGAUGUCAACGUCAUUCUUGAACGCUAUUCCGACAGUGCUGGCUCCUACAUUCGCCUGGACUGUGACAACAUCGCAGUUUACAAACAACUCUAUCGAGCUGCCAAGGCAAAGUCUAAGCUCAGAAUUAAGGUCACAAAGGUCACUGUCCCCAGUCCCACCGUCACAGAGCCCGAGAUGUCCUCGGAGCCCUCGGCCCCGGCCGAAGAGCCCUCUGUGUUAGAGCAGCCUCGAAACAGCUUCCUAGACACUGUCCUGACUCCGGCCUAUCAGGAGGCUCACAUCAAGAGUGUUGUUCUUCUCAACACAAGUCAACCUCCCAAGGAGCUUCCUAUUGGUCAGCCUCGUUUGCGCAACUUCGAGUUGGAUGAAGAGAAGCACCACUUCCCUCUUGUCUCUCACAACUCCGUAAAUGGAAUGUUUUGCAUCGACUGCAACAACUGUGGUCGCUCUAUUGCAAACGAGCACUACCACUGUAGUAUUUGUGAGAACGGCGACUACGACAUGUGCCCACGCUGUGUCACAGACGGAGCCUCCUGCAACGGCGAUGGUCACUGGCUGAUCAAGAGAUUCGUUCAGGAUGGCGUUGUUACUAACAGCACCACCGAGACUAUUGCUCCUCGCCCUCAGUUUCCAGCCAAGUCUGAGGUGAUUACCAAGCCUCACGUCCCCCUGAAGACUGAGCUUGUCCAGACCCAGCCUCUACCCGAAACUAUCCCUGAGCCGGUUCUCAAGUUGGAUGUAAAGCCUGUGGACUCCUUGGAUGCUGCAGUCCAGGGCGAAGAGAAGCCCAUGUGCAAUGGCUGCUGUCGUGAGGCUGAUGGCAGCUAUCUUGUCCGCUGCAACGACUGCGAAGACUACGACUUGUGCCUUCGUUGUCUUCUUAGGAACAAGCAUGGUCACCAUCCUGGCCACACCUUCCACCUUGGCUCUGACCGCAACUUCUCCUUGAAAGAUCUGAUCACUUCUCGCUGUCUUCCUGGUCGUCAAUUCCGCCACGCCGCUGUCUGCGACGGUUGUGAUAAGCGCAUUGUUGGCGUUCGUCACAAGUGCUUGGCUUGCCCCGACUGGGACUUCUGCCCUGAGUGCAUUGCUACAGCACCUGAGAACCACCCUGGCCACCGCUUCGUCAAGGUUUAUGAUGCUAUUGGUGAGGCUCCUCGUGAACACGAAAUCCACUAUGGCAUCUUCUGCGAUGGUCCUUUGUGCAAGAACAAGCCUGCCCAAAGCUACAUCAGCGGGGUUCGCUACAAGUGUGCUGUCUGUGAUGACUGCGACUUCUGUGCCAGUUGCGAAUCUCUCCCAACUGACCACCACAACCGCACUCACCCACUGGUCAAGUUUAAGACCCCUGUCCGCAGCGUAACUGUGAGCACCCUGGGUGAUGACGGCUCCAAGGGAGCACUUGCCCUCGGCGAUCGUUGCCAAAGCCACCGUUGGGAAAACACUGCCGUUGAUGAGCAGGAGCCUGUUGAAGUGGCUGCCAAAUCCGUGGAGAUGCCCAAGCCCUUCAAGCCCGAGGCCGAAGCUGCCUCCAUUACACAAGAUUAUAAUGCAGAGUUCCUCAAGGAUACUAUUGAGGAUGGCACAACUAUGAAGCCAGGCAAUGUCUUCUCACAGACUUGGACUCUGGUCAACAACGGCCAUGCCGCAUGGCCCGUUGGCUGUGACGUACGCUACGUUGGCGGAGACGCCAUGUUCGAUGUCGACACCACCCACCCCUCCGACACCAUGUCCCUCUACUCGGCACAACAGAGCAACAAGCUGUUCGCCCCUGUGGAGCCCGGUCAAUCGGCCGAGUUCACUGUGAACCUUCGCGCCCCCGAGCGGGAGUGCAAGGUCACUUCUUACUGGCGGUUGAAGCUCCCCAACGGCAUGGCUGUUGGUCACAGCCUGUGGUGUGAGAUCCAGGUGCAGGAGCCUGUUUCCGCCGUGACCGAGGAAUCUCCGGUGUCCGAGAUUGGCGGAAGUGGCAUGAUCUUCCCCAAGCUCGAGAAGGAAUCCCCCGAGUCCAGCACCAUUCAAGAGGCCCCUGCUCCCCAGGCUCCCAGUCUCUCUAACUCCUCCGAAGCUGAUGUGGAGGAUGUUGAAAGCCUGGCUCUUGACGAUGUCAGCACCGACGCUGGCUUCCUGACCGACGAGGAAUACGACGUCCUCGACGCCAGCGACCAAGAGUUCUUGGAGGCCCAGGAGUCUGCGCACUAG
Messenger RNA from Penicillium nucicola, 2361 nucleotides. Its product is annotated as ZZ type zinc finger domain protein. Bases 1 to 2361 code for a protein of 786 amino acids. The transcript is spliced from 2 exons. NCBI's taxonomy places the organism in Eukaryota, Fungi, Ascomycota, Eurotiomycetes, Eurotiales, Aspergillaceae. Gene Ontology annotation, molecular function: zinc ion binding. The record is from RefSeq and is a predicted model, not a curated record.